AUGGCGUUCAAGGACUACACACUGCGAGAAAAAGAAAUCCACCAGGCAAUGUGCCGAGACCUUCCCGAAGCUAAGCGCACAGAAGAGCUUGUUGUAAGGUGGAAGCAGCGUGUACCCAAAAGGCUUCGGGGAGAGGCCAUGACGUUAGUGGAGAAGCUUCGCAAAUUGAACAGCAGAUGCUCAUACAUGGAGCUACUGCGCCAUUACUGCCCUGUCGAGGGUCUCCAUCUAUCUUCCAGACCGGCUUGGAGGAAAAGCGUACUUCAGCCAAGAGACAAUGCUUCCCUUAUCGCAACCUCAGCUGAAGGUCGCAAGGCGGACACCACCUCUCUUCCCAAGCCUCGAGCCGUCGAAGAUACUUGUUUCACAGAUAUGGCGUGUCCCACGGCGCACGUCUCCGCAUUCUGCCGCGCCGUGCUCGCGAAAGUCAUCCCCAAUGCAUUCUGGGGAACCGAGGAGAACAAGCGCAUGAUCAUGUUCUGGAUAGAUCACUUCGUCAGCAUGCGCAGGUUCGAAAGUCUCACACUGCACCAGGUGACGGUGAACAUUCAGAUAUCCGCAUUAGCCUGGCUCCGGCCGCCCGGUCAAGAUCCCACUGCAUCGAUGGCUAAAUCCGACCACGAUAAACGCAUAGAGAUCUUCCUCGAGUUUGUGUACUGGGUUUUCGAUUCGUUUCUGGUGCCGCUGAUUCGGUCGAAUUUUCAUGUCACAGAGUCGAAUGUGCAUCGCAAUCGCUUGUUUUACUUUCGACAUGAUGUCUGGCGCAUGUUGACGGAGCCUUCGCUGUCGAAUUUGAGAUUCAAUCUAUUCGAGGAGGUACCGACUGAUCAUGCUACAAAGCUUCUGUUGAGCAGACCGCUGGGUUACAGCAAGAUCAGGCUGCUACCCAAGAAAGUUGGUGUGAGGCUGAUCACGAAUUUGAAGCGGAGGCAACAGAUUGUGAGAAAUGGCGCUACGGUCCUGGGACGCAGCAUCAAUUCGGUGAUGUCACCAGCUUUCAAUGUCAUCACCUAUGAGAAGUCACUACAUCCCGAGAAGUUUGGAUCAUCGCUAUUUUCGGUGGGCGAUAUGUUCCCCAAAUUGUCUGCUUUCAAGCAGUCAUUGGUCGAGCAAGGUCUGGGGGAUGCACCAUUGUAUUUUGCGAAAGUCGAUGUGCAGUCUUGCUUCGACACAAUACCCCAGCAACGCGUCCUAGCUAUGGUUGAUAGCCUGUUGUCCAUGCGGGAAUACCACACUGGCAAGCACGUGGAAGUCCGUGCCCAGGGUCAGCUGCAGCGACUCAAUGGACAGUAUGUGAACCCAAUGCCGCAAAAACGGUAUGUCGCGCAUAGCGCAGGUGCGAAAGACAUUGCUUCAUUUGAGCACCUGGUUCGAGACAAUUAUGUCGGAUCAAAGGCGAACACAGUGUUCGUGAACACAGCCGCCCAGAAAUUCGAGACGAAGGAUGAUCUGAUGCAGCUAUUGCGUGAGCACGUCGAACGCAAUCUCGUCAGGAUCGGAAAGCGUUUCUACCGCCAAAAGUCAGGCAUACCACAGGGUUCGAUACUUUCGACCAUCCUGUGCAAUUUCUUCUAUGCAGAGCUCGAGCGCGACGUCCUAAGCUUUGCUCUUGGCGGCGAUAGUCUGUUGCUUAGGCUGCUUGACGACUUUUGCUUGAUCACGACUAAUCGCGAACAUGCUGAGCGAUUCAUACAGGUUAUGCAUUGCGGACAUGCCGACUAUGGCGUUGAGGUGAAGGCUGCAAAGUCGUUGACCAACUUCGACGUGGCUGCGAUGGACGGCUAUCGCAUACCGAAGUGUGUCUCGGGAACAAGAUUCCCCUACUGUGGCGUCCAGAUAGACAUGCGCACCCUGGAAGUCAGCAAAAGCAAAGACCGCACUGGUCCGGCUAACACGAUCGAUUCAUUGACGGUGGAGUUGGCAAAGGUGCCCGGACAAACAUUCCAUCGCAAGGCGCUCAAGUAA
Molecule: messenger RNA, 1965 nt
Organism: Didymosphaeria variabile
Lineage: Eukaryota; Fungi; Ascomycota; Dothideomycetes; Pleosporales; Didymosphaeriaceae
Product: Telomerase reverse transcriptase
Exons: 4
Coding region: 1-1965 (654 amino acids)
Biological process (GO): telomere maintenance via telomerase
Cellular component (GO): telomerase catalytic core complex
Molecular function (GO): telomeric repeat DNA binding; telomerase RNA binding
Source: RefSeq, a predicted model, not a curated record